AUACUACGUGGAUAUUUUUAUGGUAUCGUUUACAGAUAUUGAUUAUUACAUUAUUAAACAAUUAAUUGAAUAACAUAAACAGACAGACACACACAUGGUCUGUACUGUGCUACUUUGUGGGGUAAUGAUGCUGUUGCAUUAAAUCUGUAAUGAAGAGGCUUUUAUUUUGAAGUAACGACCCACCUGGGCGGGGGGGCGUUGACUUUUGCUGUCAACUGAAAACACAGGGUGUGAACUUGUGUGUGUGUGGGAAAGUGUUUCACAAGGAAGCAGAGCAGCUGCAGGUGUGUGUGGCGUCAGGAGCGUAAAGGAUGUCUGUGACUCUCACCAAAGAGAAGGAGGUGACCGUCAUCACCAUAAAGGCCGACAGCAAGAGCCUGAUUCCACCGCUGUGGCAAAUCCUGAGGGCUCUGUGCACCAGUGCAGUGUGCUGCUCCGUGAACAAGGAGCUGAUGAAACCCUCUGUCACUGCGGUUCUUGGGACGAUCCAGAUCAUGGCGGGCAUGUUCCACAUGGCGCUCGGGCCGGGACGACCUCGCUUACACCCUUGGGAUCUGACUGAAAAUGGUGCUUCUUACUGGCUGGGUGUUGUGUACGCUGCAGCUGGAAUCGCGUCCAUUUUGGCCGGACAGUUCCCUUCUCCAUGCCUGGUGAUCUUCACCGUGAUCGUGAACAUGGUUGGUGCGGUGUUUGCCUUCACUGGCAUCGUGCUGUACAGCAUCGAACUUCAAGAAAUCUACAGGGGCCGAGUGUGGGGCUGGUCCCAUUAUGAUCAUCACAGCUUCAGUUUACAGAGUUUGUUGGCGAAUGCUGAUGCUGUGUCAGUCCUGCUGGCCGUUCUCCAGCUGUGUGUGUGUAUUGGUGUUGCUGUUGUGGGCAUCAAGGCUGUGAUCAGUAUGAAGAAGAAAGAGGCUGGAAAACUUGUUGGAGAUCAGCAGCCGGAGUCAGAGGAUAUGCUCCUGUCCAGUCCCUGUGCUUAGAAUCCGUGGAUGCAUGCAAAACCACCUUAUAUCUCAAAUACAACAUCAUAACAUUAGAGUCUAUUUCAGGUGAUUUUACACGUUUUCAAUGUUCGUUUUUUUCAAUUAGCCUUUGAUUUAGUUUUAAAGCAGAUUUAAACUGGCGUGCACACAAUAAAACUCAAAGUUCA
This is a messenger RNA of Hippoglossus stenolepis (Pacific halibut), 1150 nucleotides long. RefSeq lists its product as uncharacterized. Gene Ontology annotation, cellular component: membrane. The record is from RefSeq and is a predicted model, not a curated record. Lineage: Eukaryota; Metazoa; Chordata; Actinopteri; Pleuronectiformes; Pleuronectidae. The transcript is spliced from 7 exons. The coding region runs from base 312 to 980 and encodes 222 amino acids.